AGGGCAGGGGAGGAGCCGCGCGGCGGGGCCGAGCCGAGCCGGGACAGCCCGCAAAGGGCUGCGGAAAAGCCGGGACCGAGCCGCAGGUGGGGCGGGAGGCGGCCGCCGUAACCCCCCCCCCUCCACCACCACCACCUCCAAAGGCCGGGGGGGGCGCCGCGAUGAGGUGAAGCCGCCGAGGGGGGGUGGGGGGGGGCCGGGGCGGCAGCGGGGCGCUCGCAGGUGGGAGCGGAGCCCGGCGGCGGGGAGCGCGGCCCCGGGGGUGCGGGCGGGCCGGGGCAGCUCCUGCCCGUGCCGGGCCGUCCCCUCCUCCGCUGGCCCGGCGCCCGCCGUGCGGGGUUGUGGCGGUGCGCUGAGCCGAGCCGCGGGGCUGCUUCCUCCUGGAGGCGGCGGCGAGGAGCCGGAGCCGGCGAUGGACGGGGGCAGCGAGGCCGAGCUGGGCGGCAGCAGCGCGGCGCCGCUGUGGAAGAGGAGGGCGACGCCGCGGCAGCACGGCCGGGGCAAGCCGCGGCCGCAGUCGUACCAGAGCCCCAGCGGGGUGCUCGUCACCGACUUCCCGGUGGAGGACAGGUGCGCCUUCACCGUCACCCAGCCCGCUGAAACCAUCUGCACCCGCCCGCCACGGACGGCGCCCCCCUGCUUCGGCUCCGAGCCGGCCCCGGCGCCCAACGGGACCCUGCGGCCCCCCGGCUGCCCCGAGCAGCCCCCUCGCCUCCCGUCGCCGGGCCCCGCCGGCCCCCUCGGGCUCGCGGAGAACGGCACGGCCGCCCCGCAGGGCCGGCAGCCGGCUCGGGGGUCCCGGAGGGCUCCCAGCCCCCGGCAGCGGAGCGCAGCCAGCCCCGGCCCGCAGCUCCCGGCCGCUGGAAAUGAGCUCUCCCCGAGCGGCGGGCAGCCCGGGCAGCCUUAUAAGAACCCCGAGCAAGUGCCAGCGGGGCCCGCCGCCGUCUCCCGGGCGAUUUCCCCGGAGCAAGACUUAACUCCUCAGGGCCCGGCCCCCGAGGGGCAGCUCCCGGAGCAGCCAGCCGUCGUCCUGAGCACCAACAGCCCCGCCGCGCUCAAAGUGGGCACGCAGCAGCUCAUCCCCAGGAGCUUGGCGUCCGACAUCAAGGUGACGAGCAAAAGCGGCGGCCACAAUGCGGAGGCCAACAGGAGGGUGCUCAAGGUCCGCAGCAUGGUGGAGAGCCUCAGCGUGCCCCUGGUAGCCGACGGCGAGGAGGAGGCCGAGGGGGACCUGGACAGCCCGGGGGCGCUGAGACGCGGCUUGCGCUCCACCUCGUACCGCAGGGCCGUAGUGAGCGGCAUCGACUUCGACAGCUCGUCCAACUUCAAGAAGAAGAACAGGAUGUCUCAGCCCAUCCUUAAAGCGGUGGUUGAAGAUAAAGAGAAAUUCUCAAGCUUGGGGAGGACAAAGAAGAAAACGCUGAAAGGACAAGGGACAUUUGAUGGGGAAGAAAACAAUGUGUUAUAUCAGAACUAUAAAGAAAAAGCGCUGGAUAUAGAUUCUGAUGAAGAGUCUGAGCCCCGAGAGCAGAAAUCAGAUGAAAAGGUUGUUUUUCACUAUAAGCCCCUGAGAUCAACGUGGAGUCAGCUGUCAGUUGUGAAAAAGAAUGGGUUAUUGGAAACAAUCAGCCAGGAAGAAAGAAAAAGACAAGAGGCAAUAUUUGAAGUGAUAUCUUCUGAGCAUUCUUACUUGCUGAGCCUGGAGAUUCUGAUCCGGAUGUUUAAAAAUUCCAGAGAACUGAGCCUCACCAUGACCAAAACGGAGAGCCAUCACCUUUUCUCCAAUAUCACGGAUGUUUACGAAGCAAGUAAAAAGUUCUUCAAAGAACUUGAAGCAAGACAUCAGAACAACAUCUUUAUUGAUGAUAUUAGUGAUAUAGUGGAAAAGCAUAGUGCUUCAACGUUUGAUCCAUAUGUAAAAUAUUGCACUAAUGAAGUCUAUCAGCAACGAACGCUUCAGAAAUUGCUAGCUACAAAUCCAGCAUUUAAAGAGGUGUUAUCACGGAUUGAGUCCCAUGAAGACUGCAGGAAUUUACCAAUGAUCUCUUUCCUCAUUCUUCCCAUGCAGAGAGUAACUCGUCUUCCCUUAUUAAUGGAUACUAUUUGCCAGAAAACUCCUAAAGAUUCACCAAAAUACGAGAACUGCAAGCAAGCUCUGAAAGAAGUGAGCAAGUUGGUGCGUUUGUGCAAUGAAGGUGCUCGGAAGAUGGAAAGGACAGAAAUGAUGUACACAAUUAACUCCCAGCUGGAAUUUAAAAUCAAGCCAUUUCCAUUGGUUUCUUCUUCACGAUGGCUAGUGAAAAGGGGUGAAUUAACAGCAUACGUAGAAGACACUGGACUUUUUUCUAAAAGGACUUCUAAACAGCAGGUGUACUUUUUCCUUUUUAACGAUGUCCUCAUUAUCACCAAGAAGAAGAGUGAAGAGAGUUACAAUGUCACAGAUUAUUCUUUAAGGGAUCAGCUCGUGGUACAACAGUGUGACAGUGAGGACCUGACCUCUUCUCCUGUAAAGAACACUUCAGCUAUGCUGUACUCGCGGCAGAGCGCUACAGUGUACCUCUUCAGAUUGGCAGUCCUCAGUAACCACGCAGGAGAGAAGGUGGAGAUGCUCUUGGGAACAGACACUCAAAGUGAAAGAGCUCGCUGGAUUACGGUGCUUGGGCAAGACAGAGAUGGGCAGAAGACUGACAGAACGACUUUGACUCAGGUAGAGAUCAUCAGAACUUACACAGCAAAGCAGUCGGACGAGCUGUCUCUCCAAGUUGCUGAUGUUGUUCUGGUUUAUCAAAAAGUGAAUGAUGGCUGGUAUGAAGGGGAACGCCUGCGGGAUGGGGAAAGAGGCUGGUUUCCCAUGGAGUGUGCUAAGGAAAUCACGUGUCGUGCCACGAUCGACAAGAACAUGGAGCGGAUGGGACGCUUACUUGGACUUGAAACAAAUGUGUAGAUGGUUUUUGCUUCUUGAUACUGUACUAGAGGAUUUGCACUAACUGCUGUCAGCGGGGAAUGGCUGCGUGCACUACAGCUCUCACAUGGAAGACGUGGGUCACAGAUGUGUAAAAUCUGGUAACAGAGCACUGAUGUUUCAGACAGCCUAUUUUGGUUUGCAUUUCGAGAGCUCUGAACUGAUGCCUGGCUUGAACUGUAGCAGAUUUCAACUAGAAGUAGUUUCUUAGGCACUGGAGAUCAGCUUUGCAUUUUUUUUCCCGUUUUCCCUUUCAACUUCAGUUCCUUCAUCCCUGCUCUUUACUUACUCUUCUGCCACUCUUUCUUGAUCAUUUUGACUUCCUUUCUUUCAAAAUUGGGCCUUGCUGUAGCAGACCGAGCACCAGAAACUCACCACAUCUAUACGCUGAGCUGGAGGUGAACAGGAGCAUAACAGUGGGGGGAGUUCCUGUUCCUUGGAACCUGCAGCUGUAAGCUCCCAGUACAGGACUGGGGAUUUAAGGGGAUGCUUCCCAGCUGUGUCAGAAUCCUUGUUUCAUGUAAUUCAGAAGGGCUUACCUCUCCAGCACAAAGCCAGGGAGGAGCCAGAUUUGCUAAGAGUGAAUGAGAUCGCUGCAAUCUCUGUGGGUGAAGCUGACACAAGGUAAGAGCCAGAGACGUGCUGCUUGUGGUGGUGGCCUCCAGUACUGGGCGUGGGUACUCAGUCACGCAGCUCAGGCGUUUUGGUGCUCUGGUGUUGAGAUUUCUGAAAGCAAGCAAGAAGUACCAAACUGUACCAAGUACAUAGUGACGCUGAGGGUCUUGUUCUCAGAUCCAUUUUAUCACAACUAUCAGCCUCAACUUGGGCUUGUUUUCAUUAAGAACAGCCUUGGUGGGAGCAGUUGUUAGCUCUCUUAGCUCCCCCUGGCAGGUGUAUCUUAUGGUGUUUCUUCCAGUAAUUUUUUUUAAAGCUCAUGGGCUUUGCCAAAUGAACAAACCUUUCUGUCUCGUGUCUGCUGUCUGUCCUCUACUCUGACGGCUCUUUUACCUCUGAAUGCCUUCUUGGCAGCAUGGUUGCUUAUCCAGUACCUUGCAGUAGGUUGCACCUUUAAAGCUUAAACCUUAUUUUCAAUACAAAGUAAUUUCAAGCUGCAGAAAAGUAGCCCUCUGCAUAACACAAUGUGGUUUUUCCCACUAGCAUCAUCACUGUUGAGUCUUAAAUGCCACUGCUCUGGUUCAGAAUUCAGGUGUCUGGACUCACAGGAUUUUUUUGAUUUUUUUAAAGGACUGUAUAACUGCUGGAAAUGUGUCCAUUUUGUUUCAGUUUUCUCCAGGUGUUUUGCUAGGUCUUUCUAUUAAGUUAUUGCUGUAGAGCAAGGGUUUUGAUGGAGACUGCAGAAAACAUGAAGUACAUUCUUCUGUUUAUUUUUUUUCUUCCUUUUUGGUCUUCUGUGCUAGAGGAGAUUGAUUAUUUCCUUCUGUGGAGGCAAAAAGUUCAACUGAACUUCAGUUUACUGACCUUCCUCUUUAGCAUUUGUCAGCGUGUUGAAGCCACACGCACAAAAAGAGGGAGCUGUAAGACCUGUAGGGACCUAAGCGGCCAGGUCUCUGCUCAUCUCCGCUGUACGAGGUAAGAGCACCACUGAGGAAGGACGUGGGAGCUGAGAGCUCAGCCCCUGGGGUAACGUAGUUAUAGCCUGGUGUCCUGUCAGCACCUUCCUGACUGCCACCCGAGGGGUGCCCAGCUGGGUGCUGCCACACGCUUCUCAGCUCCCGAGAAGCCCUCUCACCAUUGCACUACCUGCACCACCUAGAUUUUUGCAGCUGCAGUUUAGCUUUGGAAUUUCACAGAAAAAAAACAAACAACCACUAAAUAGUGUGUGAAGAAAAUGCACUAAAAAUGAAGUAAGGUUCAGUGCAUCAUUUCUGUAUAUCCGUGUGACAGGUUGUACUAUAAAAACCUUCAUUUAAGGACGAGCUGGUAAGUUAACAGGCUUCAAUACCUGCUAAAUAAAAACAAGGCAAAAAGUUAUAGUACAAAGGCUUUCUUCUUGUCACAGUCCCAGUCUUUUUUAUAAAAGGGUGGUGUUUAUAUUCUGUACUAUGGUGAUCUGUGAGUGACUUUGUUUAUAAACAUGUACCUCUAUAACAAUUGAAAGUCGAUUAGGCAAUAAUUUUGUACAAAAAUCCUUACCUUGAUAGUCUGACAGUGGUUUUACAGCCUUUUGAAUUAAUUUAUAAGUGGACUGAUAAAAUGGUAAUGGUAUAAACUGUAAAUUGAACAAAGUCUUAUUUAACAUAGUAAAAAUACUGCUAAUAUUUUAACAAAGAGUUUAUUGUACACAGGCAGAUGUUUAACAAAACUGAAUGUAUAAAUCCAGGCAUUAAUUUUAUUCAGAUUUUUAAUACUGUAUAUAUUUUUUCAUACCUUGUCUUUCCAAAUAAUGUUUUAAAAGCCAUUUUUCCUACUCUCAGACACAGUUCUUCAGGAAUUAAAGACAGUUAUGAUUUUAUAGGACAACAAUCAAUAAAAUCUUUUUAAAUCCUUACUAAAAAAAAAAAA
Anas platyrhynchos (mallard) is the source of this 5485-nucleotide messenger RNA. RefSeq names its product Rho guanine nucleotide exchange factor 26 (gene ARHGEF26). The record is from RefSeq and is a predicted model, not a curated record. Gene Ontology annotation, molecular function: protein binding; guanyl-nucleotide exchange factor activity. Gene Ontology annotation, biological process: activation of GTPase activity. Lineage: Eukaryota; Metazoa; Chordata; Aves; Anseriformes; Anatidae.